AUGGUUUGCAAUGACAAGUGGGCAGGGGGCCGUGCAGAACACCUGCUGAGGGACAGGCCGAAGGGGUUCCGGCAACCGGACCCAGGAGUCUACAACCGGGCGGGAGGCGAGGAGCGCUCUCUGCAGCGGGUCCAGAGCCCGGCACCGCGGCCUGCGGUCAAGGCCAGGUCGGGCGGGGACAGUGGAAAUCGCAGGGAGCCCACGCCGGCCGGCGCUGUCAAUGGCCCGCCCUUCUUCCUAGGCGCCUUAGACCGGGACGUGCUGCUGGCAGCCCGGCCUCGCAAACCUUCCUGUACCCUCCCCUAUACUGUCCCUCUGGCCCCUGCUGCACCCUUCCUGCAUCCUCCCUCCUCCGCCCUGCCCCCCCAUACCCUCCCUUUGCACCGCCUACAGCCACUCUCCUGCUCCCAUCUUUACUCUGCCCCUGCUGACCCUUGCGCCACCUCCCCCACUGCCUCCCUCCUCGCCCCUCCUCACAGGUGGCUUCUUCCACCCGCAGGUGUCAAUCGGCACUUCCACAUGAUCUGUAUCCGGGACAAGUUCAGCCAGAACAUCGGCCGGCAGGUCCCGUCCAAGGUCAUCUGGGACCACCUGAGCACUAUGUACGACAUGCAGGCACUGCACGAAUCUGAGAUUCUUCCAUUCCCAAAUCCAGAGAGGAACUUUGUCCUUCCGGAAGAAAUCAUUCACGAAGUCCGAGAAGGAAAAGUGGUCAUUGAGGAAGAGAUGAAGGAGGAGAUGAAGGAAGACGUGGACCCCCACAACGGGGCAGACGAUGGUGAGUGGGGGGCACCUGCCGACCCUGCCCCGGGGGCAGCCAAGCCUGCGUGUCGAGUCCGCUCGGGGCCAGAGCCACCUUGUCGGGCCUUCCACCUGCUUGGGCAAGAGCCCCGGGGCAGGCCCGGCGUUGCGCACGGCCAGCACCGCGAGCAGGCCCCAGGGCGGCCGGGGGCACUGGCACCCGGCAGGUGGAUGGCAGUUGUGUGGUUCAGGGGGUGCGGGUGCGGGGGGCCGGCCACAGGGGACGAGCUCCGCGAGGCAGGGCCGGGGGCGGGCGGGUCCUCCAGAGGACCCGGCUGUCUGCGGGCCACGCGGCAGCCCCAGCUCAGCGCCGCGUGUGGAGGUGGAGGUUUUCCCGGCUGA
Molecule: messenger RNA, 1143 nt
Organism: Suricata suricatta (meerkat)
Lineage: Eukaryota; Metazoa; Chordata; Mammalia; Carnivora; Herpestidae
Gene: MRGBP
Product: MRG domain binding protein
Exons: 6
Coding region: 1-1143 (380 amino acids)
Biological process (GO): regulation of transcription by RNA polymerase II
Cellular component (GO): NuA4 histone acetyltransferase complex; nucleus
Source: RefSeq, a predicted model, not a curated record